Trichobilharzia szidati is the source of this 748-nucleotide messenger RNA. The record is from the annotation of a GenBank genome assembly. Lineage: Eukaryota; Metazoa; Platyhelminthes; Trematoda; Strigeidida; Schistosomatidae.
GAAAUUUGUUUAUGCUUACUGGAUUUUUGACAUCAUCUGACCCACCACUUGACUGUGUUAAUUCUGAAAUAAAAAUGACAAAAUUCUGAAGUGGACAUUUUAGUGUCAUUACUGAAUAGAAUUGCAUAAAUCAAGUGUACACAACCAUUACAGAACACUGGAUUGCGUGUUAAGCUGAUUACAGGAAAUUCUAUUUUGUUUCACAUAUAUAAAAGGCGGAGACAAAUUAGUUUUUUUUUUGAGAUAUUGACGGCAUAUUUCAACAGUGAAUCUUUGACGUCUUAACCGAGAAGAAUUAAUUGGCAAAAAAAUGCCCUGCAAAGAGACGUACAUGAACCUGUUCAAACAGCUAGAUAAAAAUGGAGACAAUGUAGUUUCCUCUGAAGAAUUAAAAUCAGGACUGAAAGAACUAGGAAUGGAUGAGGAUUGCAUCAAAGAUGUAAUGCGAAUACUUGACUCCGAUAAAGAUGGGAAAAUCACAUUAGCCGAAUAUAAAAAAGCUGUUGGAUAUUAAGCUAAGUGAAUUUAGCUGUCUUCCAGGAUAUGUUAAAAUUUCGAAAACAAUUAGCUACUUUUUACACUGAUUUUGUAGAAGUUUCCGUGUGGAUAGUGUUUAUGCGUUAUCCAUAUGCUUUAUUAUUCAAUUUAUAUUAUUAUUAUUAUGCAGCUCGAAAUGUGUAUUUCACAGGUAUUCACUUAGUCAUGUUUGUCAAAUUCAAAAUAAAUUUUAUUAUAUAUUCUUAUUACU